CUUGGUACACCAAAAGCCGUUCAUUAUGGGCCUAGAAAUUCGGGAGAAGGGUCAAGAAUCCGAGUCAAUGGACUCACCUUUGACAAAGUUGACUUCGGAUGGGACACCGCUCUUAUACUUCAACCCUAAUCCUGAUCAAAAUAUCAGCUCAUUCCCACAGUCUGCGAUCAACAAAAUCCAGGUUUAUGUACCUGAUAUGUUCUCAUCGAUCAUGUCUGCAAAGCCUACCGUGAAUCCAAAUUAUUUCUCCGUGAAACCUCACGCUGAUGCGUGGCUUGCAAGGACAUUUGGACAAAGUGGAAAAUGGGCGACUAAAAACUCCAAAACAGACUAUGCGUACUUAGCUUCAAUGUGGGCACCAACAUGUGAUGAAGAGGCUCUACGAACGAUAGUUGACUGGAUGCAUUGGGCAUCCUAUUUCGACGACCAAUUUGAUGAAGGACACCUCAGCAAAGACCUUUUGGCAGCACGAGAGGAGAUUGGAAUUGCUAUAGAGAUAAUGGAAGGGACACAAAAGCAGUAUGUCCCUGAAGAAAGUCCCAUAAGAUAUAUAUUCCAAACAGCAUGGGAACGUAUAAGAAAGAGGUCAUCUGGAGAACUGCAACAGCACUCGAAGGAAAUGCACAAAAGGUUCUUUGAUGGUCUAAUUGAGCAAGUAAGAGCUACAGAAAGCCAAAAGACUUUGGCUCUCAGCAUAGAAGAGUAUCUGCAUUUGCGGAGAGGAACUAUCGGUAUAUAUCCGGGUAUCUCCCUUAUUGAGUAUGCCCAAGGAAUAGAACUUCCUCUGAAUAUCUUGAAACAUCCUUCUCUGCAAGAAUGCAUGUGCGUCUCGGCGGAUCUCGCACUUCUUGCCAACGAUAUCUUGUCGUAUAAGAAAGAUAUAGCAAUGGGCGUCGAUCAGAAUAUCAUCAUACUCUUGAUGAAUCAGGGAUUAUCCGCUCAGCAAGCUCUGAAUAGGAUUUCCGACAUGAUCAAUGAAUGCUAUAAACGGUAUUACGUAGCUCUGGCCAACAUGCCGAUCUGGGGAGAAAAGACAGACCGGUCUGUGCUCCGGUUUGUGGAAGCAUGCCGCGAUGCAGCACUGGGGAAUCUACACUGGAGCUUCAAGACGGGUAGAUAUCUGGGGAAUGGUGGCAGCCAGCUUUACGAAACACGAACACUAAUCAUCAAUUAG
Molecule: messenger RNA, 1174 nt
Organism: Annulohypoxylon truncatum
Lineage: Eukaryota; Fungi; Ascomycota; Sordariomycetes; Xylariales; Hypoxylaceae
Product: Presilphiperfolan-8-beta-ol synthase
Exons: 10
Coding region: 26-1174 (382 amino acids)
Source: RefSeq, a predicted model, not a curated record